This is a messenger RNA of Nematocida major, 213 nucleotides long. RefSeq lists its product as uncharacterized. NCBI's taxonomy places the organism in Eukaryota, Fungi, Microsporidia. Bases 1 to 213 code for a protein of 70 amino acids. The transcript has a single exon. Gene Ontology annotation, molecular function: RNA binding. The record is from RefSeq and is a predicted model, not a curated record.
AUGCAGCCCAUCGACUGGAUAGAGCAGCAAAAAGGAAAGAGCAUCCGGAUAGUCCUUCGAACAGGCCGGGUUUACACGGGGGUAUUUGUAAACUACGACAGCAACGUCAACAUCCUGGUUGACGAGAUGGUGUGCUCCAACACAAAGGAAAAAUUGGGAAGGUCUUUAUUAAACGGCUCGACUGUUGCGUACAUAGAAAGCAUGCACGUGUAG